UUGGCCGCGAAAACAACCACCAGGUCCCACUCCGGCUCGAUGGGGAAGAGAAACUCGCAUACAGGGAGUUGAAAGAGGGUCGACCACGUGUUCCCCACACGACAGAUGUCAGCGCUGCCAUAGAAUAAAGGACUUUUGAAGCAUGAGCGAACCUUACAUCUCCGUCGUUACCGAGGAUGUAAUCACCUGCGGCACCCUUCUGGGUCCCUUACCCCUCAGUUCCGGAUCACCCGACUCACUCGCCGUGCUCACCUGGAGGUGUGUAGACAAGCUCGUUACGUCAAAGCAAGUACUUAAGGUAUCUCCAAAAGAUCAGUUCAGCAACAGUGGGCUUCCAAAAGCUCCAAGCUGGCUCGCGCACAUCCUCCCGGCCAGAAAUCCGGAUGAGCAAACCCUGGAGAUCAUUGUGAAGGGGGGUCAACUCUACUUCCGGACCAUCCGAGAACUGUCUUCAGGGGAAGAGCUCAGAGCGUGGUUCGGACAGGAUUUGGCUGAUAUACUGAAACUUCCUGUGAUACCACCUAAUGUUAUGGAGGGUAAAAAGCGUUUUGAAUGCAUGCUUUGUCAAGAACAAUUUGAAAAUCCAUUUCCUGUGGUGGCCCACCUAAUGUACCGCUGCAGACGCAAAGAUCAAGGCAUGAACAACUUGCACAAUCCCUUUAGAAAACAAAACAGUGGUCGAGUCAAAAACUUUGACAUUGCCACUCUCACAGACAUGAAUGAUGGCGACAGCAGAAGUGAUCAACCACACAGUCCACAAUCACCAUCAAGCUCUGUGACAUCAGAAAACGCAACAGUUCCAGAUGAAUCAUUACCAGAAACCAGCGUAAAAAGCAGGAAAAGACAUGGAAGUUUGGAUGAAUAUGCUUCACCCCUAAAGAAAUCCAGGUCGUCACUCGGAGAUGAUGAAAAACGAACCGAGUUUGGAAAAUCGGCCAAUUCCACAAUCAACAGCCCGAGGAAAGCAUCGAACGAUUCUUUCAACGUUAAGUUAACUACUUCAUCAAACACGCCGGUGUAUCACUCUCCAGUUUACACCAGUGUGGAAUCGGUAUCAGCUGAGAGCAACAAUUCAAGUGCUUUCAAGAAAGUGGAUAAAUCAAGCACAGCUUUUCAUCCCAGCAUAACAUCACUGUCUUCGUUAUUCACAGGAGGCAUAGAUCCUAGAGAACUCUUAUUCCAAACAGGAGCCAACAGUUUUGCACCUUUCCCUUACCCAUUGACACCUGUGACGAGUACACCUUCUUAUCACGGAGUGACCUUGCCUCAAAAUGGUGUUACACCAAUUUCACCACCUGUUCUUUCUACUCCUUCAAUCGACGGACACAUGACAAGUGCGUUUGCACCCAGCACUAAGUUGCCACCUACAGUUGCUAAUAACACAAGCAGUAUGCAUCAACAAUUGAAAAUGUCGGAAGAAUUCAAAAGCAUGAGGAAGAUGCCAAGCUUGGCAGAUGGUAGCGGUUACGAGCUGAACGCUUUAAUGUCGCCAAACCUCACUGACGUCCGGAUGUCGACCAUGCCUUCAGCUCUUCAAUAUACACCAAAGCCUCAGUCCUUAGAUGUAUUCUCAGGGGCAAAGGGAUUGCCAGCUCCUUUGAUUCCAUUUCUGCCACCUUCUUUGGCGGCAUUAACUUUUCCUUCUCAAAACUGGUGUGCAAAGUGCAAUGCUUCUUUUCGUAUGACAAGUGACUUAGUGUACCACAUGCGUUCCCACCAUAAGAAACAGACAGAUCCACAGAAACUGAAAAGGGAGGAGAAAUUGAGGUGUCACAUCUGCAACGAGACUUUCCGAGAGAGGCAUCAUCUCACGAGACAUAUGACAUCUCAUCAAUGAAUAUUUAAAGUCGGAUAUUUGUGUAUAGUGUAAAUUAGAUCAAUAAAACAAGAGAAAAAAUUAAAUCAAAUAAUUGAACCCUUAACAGAGUGUACGUUAAAUGAACUAAGAAUGGAAUUUUCGCAUUCAUGUUUAAUGAAAAUUGUUUGUGUUUCCUAAAAUCUUUAAAAUGGUGAAACUGUCAAAAUAAAAAUUUGAAAAUAGUAAAUCUUACAAAUAGCGUCCAAAUAUUGAGCUAGAGAGUACAAAAAAUGCUGCUGGAAGUAAAAAUUUCCAGAAUAAUAAGAAAAAUUGAAUUGUUGUUAAUUUGUUAUA
Messenger RNA from Argiope bruennichi, 2152 nucleotides. RefSeq names its product PR domain zinc finger protein 1-like. The record is from RefSeq and is a predicted model, not a curated record. Gene Ontology annotation, biological process: regulation of DNA-templated transcription. Gene Ontology annotation, cellular component: nucleus. The transcript is spliced from 4 exons. NCBI's taxonomy places the organism in Eukaryota, Metazoa, Arthropoda, Arachnida, Araneae, Araneidae. The coding region runs from base 143 to 1837 and encodes 564 amino acids.